AGCAGCCAGCCACCGACAGCCAGGCAAGACAUAAGCAAGGCUAGACAAGAAAGGAAGCAAUGACUCCAAAUGUGGAUAGCCAGUCUUUUGGAACAGUACACUACUCCAAUGUCUACCUCUCCAUAUUCGCUCUGUUUUGCGUCAAGCUCUUUGUCAAGAUCAGCCUGAAUAUUCUCACCCACUUCUAUGUGGUGAAGGGGAAUCGGAAGGAGGCUGCCCGCAUUGCAGAAGAGUUUUAUGAUUUUGGACAAGGGCACAGGUCAUGGGCGGACCGGUCCCCUCUCCACGAGGCAGCGUGUCAUGGCCGUCUCCUGGCCCUCAGGACCCUUCUCUCACAGGGUUACAACGCAAACAUCCCUACCAUAGACCAUGUGACGCCGUUGCAUGAGGCUUGCCUGUCAGACCACGCGUCAUGCGCCAAGGCGCUCGUUGCAGCUGGUGCCAAUGUAAAUGCCACCACCAUUGAUGGGGUGACGCCGCUGUUCAAUGCCUGCUCAGCGGGCAGUGCCACCUGUACAGAGGUACUGCUGGAAAACGGUGCCAAGCCCCAGUCAGAGAUGUGCCAGCCCUCGCCCAUACACGAAGCCUCCAGCAAAGGCAGAAUUGCUUGUCUGGAGGCACUGAUCACAUGGGGAGCAGACGUGGACUAUGAUAUUCCUCACCUGGGAACCCCCCUGUACAUCGCCUGCAUCUCCUCAGCACUCCAGUGCACACAGAAACUCCUCGAUGGAGGGGCCAAUGUGCAGAAGGGCAGGUUCCUGGAGAGCCCGCUCCAUGCAGCAGCUCAGAAGGACUGUACUGAGAUCAUCAAUGUGUUGUUAGAGUUUGGAGCAAACAUUAACGCUAAAAACCUAGAGCUUAAGAGACCGGUGGAGUCAGCCCCACCUAACAGCUCAGCAGAGGAGACGUUACUGCUGUAUGAAGCAACACCUCAGUCACUAUGUCAACAGUGUCGUCUCAGUGUCAGAGAUUAUAUGGGCCGAUCUCGACUACACCUCAUCCCUCAGUUACACCUCCCCAACCCUCUCAAACGCUUCCUCCAGUACAGAUAGAACACAACGCUCUCUCACUCUCUUUCUGUAUGUCUGUCUGUCUGUCUGUCUGUCUGUCUGUCUGUCUGUCUGUCUGUCUGUCUGUCUGUCUGUCUGUCUGUCUGUCUGUCUGUCUGUCUGUCUGUCUGUCUGUCUGUCUGUCUGUCUGUCUGUCUGUCUGUCUGUCUGUCUGUCUGUCUGUCUGUCUGUCUCUCUGUCUGUUGCUCUCUCCCUUCCCCUCUCUGUUUCUCUCUGUCUGUUGCUCUCUCCCUUCCCCUCUCUGUUUCUCUCUGUCUGUUGCUCUCUCCCUUCCCCUCUCUGUUUCUCUCUGUCUUCCUCUUUCUCUCUCUUUCUAAAUGAGAGCAUCGUCAUAAUAGAGGAUAUUCUUUCUCCCACCCUCUCUCUCCCUCUCUCCCUCCCCCUCUCUCUUUCUCUCUCUCUCUCUCUCUCUCUCUCUCUCUCUCUCUCUCUCUCUCUCUCUCUCUCUCUCUCUCUUUCUCCCACCCUCUCUCUCUCUUUCUCCCACCCUCUCUCUCUUUCUCUCUGUUUCUCUCUCCGUCCAUCUUUAUCAUCAAGGGAAUGUUUUAUUACACACUGAACCUUGUUUCUUUUUAACCCAGAACCUCAAGUGCACCGAAUCCCUCCCAUUCACUGACAUCUGUUUCCACUCUUUCUCUGAAGCACCUACGUACAAGGUCAUGUAAAUAUGUAUAUUCUGUUACAUUGACCAAAACAACAACUCAUUUCAAUUAUUUUCUUAUAUAAUAUUAGUCAACGAAUAUAUUAACGUGACCCGUAUAUGCAUAACUCACUGAAAAAUGUACAGUAUUUUGCCAAAAAUCAUUUCACAUACCUCUCACCUGUUUCACUCUAAUAAAUAAGAAUGUUAUUCCAUGA
Oncorhynchus kisutch (coho salmon) is the source of this 1928-nucleotide messenger RNA. Its product is annotated as ankyrin repeat and SOCS box protein 5-like. The record is from RefSeq and is a predicted model, not a curated record. The coding region runs from base 60 to 1052 and encodes 330 amino acids. NCBI's taxonomy places the organism in Eukaryota, Metazoa, Chordata, Actinopteri, Salmoniformes, Salmonidae. Gene Ontology annotation, molecular function: protein binding. Gene Ontology annotation, biological process: positive regulation of protein catabolic process; intracellular signal transduction; protein ubiquitination. The transcript is spliced from 7 exons.